Zingiber officinale is the source of this 2415-nucleotide messenger RNA. RefSeq names its product putative leucine-rich repeat receptor-like serine/threonine-protein kinase At2g19230. The record is from RefSeq and is a predicted model, not a curated record. Bases 147 to 1937 code for a protein of 596 amino acids. Gene Ontology annotation, molecular function: ATP binding; protein kinase activity; protein binding. The transcript is spliced from 12 exons. Gene Ontology annotation, biological process: protein phosphorylation. NCBI's taxonomy places the organism in Eukaryota, Viridiplantae, Streptophyta, Magnoliopsida, Zingiberales, Zingiberaceae.
UGCUUCGCGCUUCCUUCUCUAGGUAUCCGGCCGACCCGCUCGAUCGGUUGUGGGCGCCAUGGAGCUCCACCAACUGGAACGACGUCUCCACCAACUCCACCGUCCGAAACCUCUACCAGGACUCCUUCGAAGCUCCGUCCGUCGUCAUGCAGACCGCCGUCACCCCCAUCAACUCCUCCAGCCUCGUCAUCCCAUGGGAUCCCUUCCCCGGAGACGUCAACCAGUUCUUCCCCGUCCUCCACAUAUCCGAGAUCUUAGAUCUCUCCGGUACCAAUCAAUCACGGCAGUUCAACGUCUACCUGAAUGGACUCCGGUGGCUGGGGCAUAUAAUGACCCCCGAAUACCUCUACUCGGACGCCGUCUACAGCAACGUGCCCUUCCCUUCGUUCCCCACCUAUAACGUCUCCCUCGAGGCUCUCAGCAAUUCCACUCUCCCGCCCAUCCUCAAUGCCUUCGAACUCUACACGAUGAUGAGCAACACCUCCGUGCCCUCGGAUGCUGGAGAUGAUUAUUUAAUUAAUUGGGGGUAUGCUUUUGCUGAGAUACUUUGUCUGGUCACAUUCAAUGCCAUGACAGCAAUCAAGGAGCGGUAUCGGAUCCAGAGGAAUUGGAUGGGAGAUCCAUGUUCGCCUAAUGCUUUUGUUUGGGAUGGACUAAAUUGUACUUAUAGCUUCUCAAAUUCUCCAAGAGUCAUUGCUCUGAAUCUGUCAUCAAGUGGGUUGACUGGGGAAAUAACCAAAUAUGUUGCUAGUCUUAGUGCACUUCAAUACUUGGACUUGUCUUAUAACAAUUUAACAGGGCCAAUACCUGAUGAUCUAGCAAACUUAGGUUCUAUCAAACUACUUGAUUUGACAGGCAACCAGUUAAAUGGAUCAGUUCCUUCGAACCUCCUUGAAAUGGCACAAAAUGGGUUACUUACCUUAAGACUGGAUGGGAAUCCACAUCUUUGUGACAAUGGUACAUCGUGUAAUGUGGUGCCCACACCAAAAAAGAAGAAACUAUCAACACCGGUGAUUUUGAUUCUUUGUAUAGUUCCAGUGUUAAUACUUUUUGUGGUGAUAGCGAUAGUUUGGAGGGUGAGGAAAACAGAAGGUUUGACAAGAGGCAGCUCAGUGGAUCCACAGAAUGGUUUCCCAAAGCAAGCAGAUAAUUCAUUGCGGCUUGAGAAUCGCCAAUUCACGUACAUUGAAUUACAAAACAUCACUAAUAACUUUCAAAAGAUCCUAGGCAAAGGAGGAUUUGGGUCUGUUUUCCAUGGAGGUUUGGAAGAUGGUACUCAAAUUGCGGUCAAAAUGUUGUCCCAAUCAUCAUCACAAGGAACAAAAGAGUUUCUUGCUGAGGCCCAACACUUGACUAGAGUUCAUCAUCGGAAUUUAGUUUCUUUGGUUGGUUACUGCAAUGAAGUAAAUCAUUUGGCGCUUGUCUAUGAGUUUAUGUCUCAAGGAACACUACAAGAUCAUCUGCGAGGCAGGGCAAACAAUGAUAGAGCUUUAAGCUGGAGACAACGUCUUCAUAUUGCAAUUGAUGCUGCACAAGGGCUAGAGUAUUUGCACAAAGGAUGCAAACCACCAUUAGUUCAUAGAGAUGUGAAGUCAGGAAAUAUCCUUUUGAGUGAAACUCUGGAAGCUAAGAUAGCAGAUUUUGGGCUUUCGAAAGCUUUUCUAAGUGAGGUGAACAGUCAUAUAUCCACUGUAGUGGUGGGAACUCCUGGAUACCUUGAUCCUGAGUAUUACAAUACCUUUCAACUCAGUGAGAAAAGUGAUGUGUACAGCUAUGGAGUGGUUCUUUUGGAAUUGAUCACUGGGCUACCUCCAAUAGUUCCAGGUACAGAAAAUGUACUCCUAGCUCAGUGGGUACUCCAAAGGUUUUCUAGAGGAAACAUUGAGGAUGUUGUAGAUCCCAAGCUGGAACGGGAGUAUGACAUAAACUGUGUUUAGAAGUGCGCUGAUAUCGCGCUGAAAUGCACGGCACAAAGGUCCCAACAACGACCAACUAUGACAGAAGUUUUGAUACAGUUAAAAGAGAGCUUAGAAUUAGAGAACUCUCAUUAUAACACUGGGAACACAAUCUCAGAAGUAAGUGAUGUGAGCCUGAAUAGUGUUCCUGAGAUCGGAGUCUCUAAAAUGUCUGAGAUUUCCAGACCAACAGCAAGAUAAACACAAGGGUAUACUCAACUCUUUCCUCUUAAAACUGUCAUUAUGGAUGUUAAGGUUCAGAAAUAUCAUUUGCUUCAAAUUCAUUAUUGUGUAGCUGUUUACAUGUUAUUAUUUGUGUGAAGAAAAAUAGUAUUUGGUGGAGUGUAGAUGACACUUUUAUUCUCUAUGGCAAAAACUAUUGUAUGUCCUUCUAUUUCGUCUUGGAACAAGCGUCCUGUAUUGUCUCGAUGUCAUCUCUUUGUUACACAAAAAAUUUCCU